Haliaeetus leucocephalus (bald eagle) is the source of this 2882-nucleotide messenger RNA. RefSeq names its product enoyl CoA hydratase, short chain, 1, mitochondrial (gene ECHS1). NCBI's taxonomy places the organism in Eukaryota, Metazoa, Chordata, Aves, Accipitriformes, Accipitridae. Gene Ontology annotation, molecular function: enoyl-CoA hydratase activity. Bases 1 to 1095 code for a protein of 364 amino acids. The transcript is spliced from 8 exons. Gene Ontology annotation, biological process: fatty acid beta-oxidation. The record is from RefSeq and is a predicted model, not a curated record. Gene Ontology annotation, cellular component: mitochondrion.
AUGGGCUCUGACACUGCCUGCCGGGGUCCCGGCACCGUGCACCGGGGUCCCAGCACCGUCCGUGUGCCCAGCGCCUUGCACGGGGUCCCUGGACCGCGCACCCGGUCCCAGCACGGCGCGCCGGCCCGGCGCCGGGUGGUCACCGGGCUGCGCCUGCCCGGACCGCUGGCACGCGCCCGCUGCCCUGAAGGUCGCCUUAAAAUAGCGCGGCCGGGGCUCACCGGAGGGCGGCGGGGGUGGGGGGUGUCUCACCGGGUUGUGGACAGCCGGUUGCCUAACGGGGCGGUGUCGACCGGGGGGCGGCGGGCAGGGGCCCCGUUCCAGUACCUGGCGGUGCAGAAGACCGGGGCGCGGCAGAGCGUGGGCCUGAUCCAGCUGAACCGGCCGCAGGCGCUGAACGCCCUCUGCGAGGGGCUGAUGGAGGAGCUGCGGCAGGCGCUGGAGGCCCUGGAGAACGACUCGCAGGUGGGGGCCAUCGUCAUCACCGGCAGCCAAAAAGCCUUUGCAGCUGGCGCCGACAUCAAGGAGAUGCAGAACAAAACUUUCCAGGAGUGCUACAGCAGCAGCUUCCUCGCCGGUUGGGACAAGGUCUCCACCGUCCGCAAACCCAUCAUCGCCGCCGUCAACGGCUACGCUCUGGGCGGCGGGUGUGAGCUGGCCAUGAUGUGCGACAUCAUCUACGCCGGGGAGAAGGCGCAGUUUGGGCAACCUGAAAUCCUGCUGGGGACCAUCCCAGGUGCUGGAGGGACACAGAGGUUGACCAGGGCGGUGGGGAAGUCGCUGGCGAUGGAGAUGGUCCUCACCGGGGACCGGAUUUCGGCAGCGGAGGCGAAGGAGGCAGGUCUGGUCAGCAAAGUCUUCCCUGUGGAGAAGCUGCUGGACGCAGCCAUCGCCUGCGCUGAGAAGAUUGCCAGCAACUCCAAGCUGGUGGCCGCCAUGGCAAAGGAGUCGGUCAAUGCUGCCUUCGAGACAACGCUGGCGGAGGGGACCAGGACGGAGAAGCGGCUUUUUUACGCCACUUUCGCCACCGGCGACCGCAAGGAAGGGAUGACGGCGUUUGUGGAGAAGCGCAAAGCGAACUUCACCGACAGCUAAGCCCAGGGUGGUGUGGGUCCCCACGGCCACCUGCUGCCCAUCAGCCCCCUGCAUCACCCCGUGGAGGGGUCCAGGACAUCACCCCGCGGAGGGGUCCAGGACCCAGUGGCGAGCGAUACUUGCCUGGGGUGAGACAACCAGCAGCGGGGACCGCCUUUGCCAUCACUAUUAAAAGGUUUUUCUGGCGCUGCCGGAACAUAGGGCAUCCUUGCUGUGGGGUCCCCCCUGAGCUGGGAAAUGUUGGGGUUCACUGAGACCCCCCCCCAACUCCAUCAUGCUGCUCUCUGACGCUGGAGCAAUAGGUCCAUGUGUCCCUUGGAGAGGGGACAGCCUGUGGCACCUUCUUGGGCGCAACACCAAUGUGCUAAGUUUGCCUGGCCUCAGCCCCAUCUGGGCUGAAGUGAGGCCGGGGUGAUGGGCUGAGUCCCCUGCCCGGAGGCAUCAUCCUCACCCUGCUCAGGGUCUUGGAGUGACCCCAAGGAGGAGGAUCCCCCAAAGUUUGGGGCCCUGCACUUAGCGACAGGUUUUUGGCAGCAGCGAGGAGCCCACCAGGAUGUGGAGGGGGGAACGGGUUUAUUGGGGUGGCUCCAGGGUGGGGGAAAGGGAGGGACAAAUCCCCUUGGGAAGCCCCAGGGGCAGCUCCCACCCCUCAUUUCGCAGCCUGGGCACAACUCCACUCAGCUGUGGUGUAAAUGGUCGCGGUCCUCCUCCAGGCCACUCUGCACCCCCAGGGACAGCACCCAGGGUGACUCAUGGCCAUCGGCCUCCCUGGCAUCAUCCUGGGGGUGGUGGAGGUGGUCACGGUCCUCCUCUGGUCCCACCUGGUCUUGGCGGGGGCCCCACUGAGCCCAGGCGCUGCUGGAGAAGACCUUUAUACCUGGUUCCACAUCUUCGGAGAUCUCGCCCUCCUCCGGCGGCUCCACAGCUCGUAUGCCCAGGAUGCUGGAAAAGGAGAGCAAAAUGGUCGAGGAAAGGUUGCAGUGCAUCAGGGUUACUAAAUAUCCCCCUGCCCCAGGGGAAUCCCACCCCAUCAGGGUGCAGGGACCCUGGCGAGAUUCCCCCCUCGCCCCUGUCCGGGAGGCUGCAGUUAGGAUUUCAGGGAGCAAAUGGGCUAAUUUAGCUGCUUAUCCUGCAAACAGGCAGGAUGGGUCUGGGACAUCAGUGCUGCAGCACCCGCAGCUCCCCACUGGCACUAGUAAAGGGAAACCAGCUGGGGCUCGAUGCUUGGAGAGUUUGGGUGAUUUGGGAGAAAGAUGGAGCUGGGAGCCCCUUAAUUUGGGGGGGGGGGGGCACAAAGCAACGAGGGAAAUCUAGUCCCAUCUGAAAUGCUUUAUGUUUUGGGGUGUUGCUUUGUUGGUUUGUACAAGCCAGAUGCAGACACCCGAAGGUGGGGGGAGUGCAGCCACCUCUUACAUUUCCUUGGCCAAAUCCUGCUCCGCAGCCAGGUCCUUCCACCCAGUGUUGCUCGGAGCCUGCAGGGAGAGAGAGAGGUGUGUGGGGGGGUGGCACAGAUCACACGUGGGUCUCCCUGUGCCCACUCAUCACACAGGGCAGUGGGAGGGUGAGGCAGAGGGUGGGGGGGCUCACCUGGCUGCCGCUGGCUGCAGGCAGGGAGAGGGCAGCGCCCAGCAGGAGGGCGAUGCCGCAGAGCCGCACGGCUGUCGGGCUGGCAGAGAGAUGGCAGAGGAGCCCCGUUGGCAGUGGCCGUGUUGGCUGGUGCCUGCCUGCGCUUACUGUGCCCACCCUCCAGCCCCAGCUCCUGCCUGUGCCCACUUGCACCCACAGCC